AUGAAUACAAGAGAGGAUCCUUAUAUGAAUCAUAGAACAUUCAUUUCCCUGGCAGCUAUUUUUGCUUUAGUACAUACAAGCGAAGCAACUUGUGCAAACCAGGCUGUCUAUGAUGCAUGUAAUACUAGAGGACAAAGCGAACUAAAUGCUUGCUAUGCCAAACCUAAUGAUUUCGCCUGUCAAUGUACCGCGAUGACAGACAUUCGCAAUUGCUAUCUUCAAUGUCCGGAUGAUGCAGACAAGACUAGCACAGGAAACUCCUAUCAGGCAGCUGUAGAUCAAGUGUGUGGUUAUGCAAAACAACAGACAGCCGCAGCUCCCGCUCCGACCCAACCAGCUGCGGCAGCAGCUGGCCCAGUGAAUCCAACAGCUCCAGUGACUCCAGCAAAUCCUUCCGCUCCAAAUGGACCAUCACCUAACCAACCUACACAAUCUAGUACACAAUCUACUUCACAAGCUACACCAUCUGGUACAAAAUCUUCUGCUAAUUCCAAUAAUGAUGGGCGACAAAUUUUCUUUGCGGCUAUUCUAUCAAUAGCAGCUCUUAUCAUGGCAGUUUAA
This is a messenger RNA of Dentiscutata erythropus, 561 nucleotides long. The record is from the annotation of a GenBank genome assembly. NCBI's taxonomy places the organism in Eukaryota, Fungi, Glomeromycota, Glomeromycetes, Diversisporales, Gigasporaceae.